Drosophila persimilis is the source of this 3334-nucleotide messenger RNA. RefSeq lists its product as uncharacterized. The record is from RefSeq and is a predicted model, not a curated record. NCBI's taxonomy places the organism in Eukaryota, Metazoa, Arthropoda, Insecta, Diptera, Drosophilidae. Gene Ontology annotation, biological process: mRNA 3'-end processing. Gene Ontology annotation, cellular component: RNA polymerase II, holoenzyme. The coding region runs from base 38 to 3235 and encodes 1065 amino acids. Gene Ontology annotation, molecular function: RNA polymerase II complex binding. The transcript has 10 exons.
AUCAAGAGUUCGAGAGUUCAGAAUCCAAUCGUUCAAGAUGUGGCGCCUUCAGCUAUUCCUUUUGUUGUCCACCUGCUUCCUCAUACCCCACGAGGCGAAGCCAACUAAGCGGUCGCCCAUCGCUUCCUCUACCCCAUCCUUCAUCAGCUCAAUCGCGUCAACCUCCACAUCCACAUCCACCUCCACCUCCACUUCCAUCUCAACGUCAACUUCCACACCUGACAUGGUAGACAGCACAGCAGCCGUAACAGCCACAACAGGCACAGUGGCCCAAGUGGUACGACGCGUGACGAACAUCGGACGCCUGGCCGCCAAGGACCUGGCCGAUCUUCUGCUGGCCAGCAUGCAGGCACGUGGCAUUAAGCUCACACCCUUCCAGGAGACCACGAUGAAGUCCUUGCGCAGCGUCGUGACCAAGGAGACCCAGAGCGAAGCGGCACUGCUGCAUGUGGGAAUGGAUGUGAUCAUCGACAUUCUGAUUGGUGCACAAUCGGAGGCCAGCUGUGGCCACAUCAUCCGGGACAUUGAGAAGUCGCAGGACAAGAAUAGUCUGACCCUGACACUCAACUCCUUCCUGGCCCUCUGCUCCUUUAAUGGCAUCGAGUGCAAUGAAAACGAGGUGCUGCAGAUAAUCAAAAGCAGCACAGCCCAACAGAAGCGGCAGGAGAAAGCCCUGGAGCAGGAUGAUUUUGAGAUGGCAGAAGGCACAGGUGCUCGACUCACUCGCCGCGCCGGCCAUCCCCUGGCCGCAAUUAAGGGGGAACGCGAAACGGUUCUGAGCUUCCUGCAGGCGAGGAAUGUUACCCAGCUGACGACGAUCCUCAACACCUUGCUGCAGGUGUGCGGUGCCUCGGGCAGCGAGGCCCACAACAUCAUCCAAAAUCUCCGAGAAAUGGGUUCCGAUGGCAUUAGCCUGCUUCAGGUGAACGCCUUCAGCAUGCUGAUCGUCUCCCUGCUGGACAGCCUCACCACAAUUGCGCAAGGCCACAGGAGCGGCUUCUGUGCCGCCACUCCCGAUAGCUGGGCGGUGCGCCUCCUCGAGAUGGGUGUGGCCAAGGUGGUGCUGCUCGGCCUAAUGACGGCCCUCGAUCGUUCCAUUGUGAGUCCCCCCAACAACAGCAAUGUGGAGGCUCUCAACAGCCUCAAUGGCGGUGGUCCCCUCCUGGAUGCCAAGAAUUUGAUGAGCACGAAGUCGGUGGCUACCGCAAAGCGCGCUGCUGCACCUACCGUUGGAAGCAUUAAUCAGCAGGCGGGCUCUGUCAUUAACGGUACUGGGAACUUCCAGGGAAGUCUGGUUAAGGCCAACGCUCCCGUUGGUGCAGCACUUCCGAUUCUUAGCGAAGUAUCUGGUGGUAGCUUGGGCAACGUAAAUCAGCAGGGUCCAACUGCAUCCAUUACAGGCUCAGACAAUACAGUGGCCAACGCUGUAGAGGUCAAUGCUGUUGUCCAGGCGGCCCUUGCAGUUCUGAGCUCCCUCACCGGACAGAGUACAGGUACUGCAUCCGACAGUAGUUCUUCGACUGGUUCAUCUGCCACCACAGGCUCUGAAUCGAGUGGUUCCACUGGGUCAACGUCAACAGGCUCCAGUUCUUCUAGUAGCUCCUCUACACAAAUUGUUGGAAAUACCAAUCAACAGGCAGCGGACACUGUCAUCGAGGGUGAUGGAAACACGAAGACUAGCCUUGUUAGUGCUAACGCUGUCGUUGGGGCAGUAGCUCCCGUUCUUACCAAAGUGUCGGGUGGCGCCAUCACCAACACAAACCAGCAGGGCCCACGUACAGUUAUUAAAGGCGAAAACAAUACAGUGACCACUCUUGUAGAUGCCGAUGUUGUUCUGGGCUUGGCCGUUUCUCUUUUGAACUCUAUUACCGGAAAGAAUUCAAGUAAUUCAGCCGGAAGUAGUUCUUCGACUGACUCAUCUGGUUCCUCCGGCACUGUUUCCAGUGGUUCUACUGGCUCUACAGGCUCUACAGGCUCAACAGGCUCCACUAGUUCAACAGGCUCCACUGGCUCCACUGGCUCAUCAGGCUCCACCUCUUCUGGAAGCUCUACAAGGGGUUCUUCUCAAAACAUUGGCAACAGUAUUAGUGCGAAGGGAGAUUCGGUGACAGGGAACAAUAAUGUCCUCAGUGGUCUGGUGAAUCUGGUAGCUCCGAUCGGAGCCAAUGUUCUCGCCCUUAAUAAGAUCACGGGCGCCAGUGGCUCUUCUACCGGAUCGGGCCUCAUUGGCAACCAAAUCGAUUCUAGUGGCAACCAGGUCACUGGGAACGAUAAUGUGGUAUCGAAAUUGGUCAAUGUCGCUCUACCAAUUGGCGUCAAUGCCUUGGCAUUGAACAGCAUCACGGGCGGAGGUUCCUCUUCUUCCGGCUCCUCCUCUGGUGGUCUUCUUUCAGGAAACUUUCUGACUCAAAACGGCGACAGUGUCACCGGCGAUAACAACCAGCUCAUACAUGUGGUGGAUGUUAGUGGCAAUGUACUUGCCAGCCUUUUGGCCCUGAACAGCAUUGAUGGCUCUGGUUCCGGUUCCGGUUCCGGGUCGGGCGUUGGUGUUGGCAAUAAAGUCAAGAGUGGACCCGGACAGAUCAUUGUAGGCAACAACAAUGAUAUCAUAAAGCUCAUCGACGUGGAGCCCAAUAUCCUGGCCAAUGUGGCAGCAUUGAAUAUCAUCAAGGGCAGCGGCGCCGCCUGCGUGGGGAACAGUGUCAACCGUGGCCCCAAUACGGAGAUAGUGGGCGACAAUAAUAGGAUUUUCAAGCUGGUAAAUGUGAACGCUAAUGUGCUGGCAGAUGUGGGUGUGCUGAACCAACUCAUUGGGGAUGUGGCCAACGACUGCAGCACCGAUACACCCGUAACGGACACACCCACGGAGCCGCCAACGCAGCCACCGACUGACCCGCCUACUGGUCCGCCAACGAAUCCACCAACUCAGCCCCCAACAGACCCACCCACAUAUGGACCACCUACCAAUGAACCACCCACGAAUGAACCACCCACGAAUGAACCACCGACGAAUGAACCACCCACGAAUGAACCACCCACCAAUGAACCACCCACAAAUGAACCACCCACCAAUGAACCACCCACCAAUAAACCACCCACCGUUCGGCCACCCACUAUCCGCCCGCCCUCGCCCAAUCCCAACAACUGCUAUCGACGGUACUGCCGCAAGUGGCGCACUCGCCCCAGCUACCUUUGCUACAAGAACUGUGGCGGACCCCUCACCUACAAGCCCUAGGUUGCAACACCAUGAGUACCACUUGUUAUUUGUGGCACUGCCAGCCACCGUGCCACUGGGCAUCUACUUGGUUUGUCUACUCUCUAAGAAAAACGUUGU